Anopheles coustani is the source of this 1393-nucleotide messenger RNA. Its product is annotated as alpha-ketoglutarate-dependent dioxygenase alkB homolog 4. The record is from RefSeq and is a predicted model, not a curated record. Gene Ontology annotation, molecular function: oxidoreductase activity; demethylase activity. Gene Ontology annotation, biological process: oxidative demethylation. Bases 104 to 1051 code for a protein of 315 amino acids. The transcript has 3 exons. Lineage: Eukaryota; Metazoa; Arthropoda; Insecta; Diptera; Culicidae.
GCAUCAUAAUCAUUAGUUUACGUACCCAUUUCAUCUUAAAAAUUUGCGUAAUUCAGUUAAGAUUAAUAGGAACCAACAGUUUUGAAUUUGAAGUUUGCUAACAAUGGACCACCCUCGGCCGUGCGGUUGUAAAGGACGCAGAACAUGCCUAAGCUGCGAGGCUGAGUUCGGUAUCGAACGAAGUGAUUUCUACAGAACAUUUCAGAAAUGUCAAGCGUUCGUGUACUGUCCUCGUUGUGACAAGAUAUAUCCCGGUUGGGAUGUAGAAAAGAUACUGGCCGAACAUUCGGACACUCCAGCACACGGUGGAGAAAGCGGUGAAGAUUACCCCGGAGUGUAUAUCGAUCUUGAAUUCCUUUCGAGCGAAGAAGAAAUGAAGCUGCUACGUGGUUUGGAUGAGUUGCCUUGGGACGUUUCGCAGAGUGGCCGGCGGAAGCAGAACUUUGGACCGAAAACGAACUUCAAAAAGUCUCGCCUCCGUGCGGGACAAUUCACCGGGUUUCCGCGCCUCAGCGAGUUUGUGCAGCGCCGUUUCGAGACGGUACCCCUGCUAGCCACUUUCCAAACCAUCGAGCAGUGUUCACUCGAGUAUGUCCCCGAGAGGGGCGCCUCGAUUGAUCCGCACAUUGACGACUGCUGGAUCUGGGGCGAACGGAUCGUGACGGUCAAUCUGCUGAGCGAUUCCGUACUAACGAUGUCACCGUAUCACGGAGCGGAAGCGAGAACGAAGUACAACCUACACUUUUUGGACCAAUAUCGAUCCCAUCUGAUCGGCCAGCUGGUGGAUGAAAAGACCUUGGCCACUUACGAAGAGCGAAUCGUUCGAAUUCCAAUGCCGCGGCGCUCUUUGUUAGUGCUUUACGGUCCCCCGCGAUAUCAGUGGGAACACGCGGUCCUGCGGGAAGACAUCAAAGAGCGUCGCGUGUGCGUCGCUUACCGCGAGUUCACCCCCAUGUAUCUGCAGGGUGGAAGCGAAUAUAGUCAAAGUGAAGAGAUUUUCACACGUGCAAAACAGUUCUGGGACCAUCGGACUGUUUGCGCGGAAAGCUAGAAGUGUUGCUGUAUUGAGGAAACGUUUCCAAGAGAGACAGAUUUUUGUAAGAUAUAUUUGACGAGUUUCCGUAGCUCUGGUGCUAAAACAUAUCGAUCCGUAAUGCUCCGUACACUGCUGGCUUGUCAAAAGAGAUACUCAAAAACUGUGUAACGUCCAACCGUUGUGUAAAAAAGAACUAAAGUUUGCCAAGCGAUAGAUUUUGUUCCUUUGUCUGUAAAAUGGUUUCCUUUGCUUAACAAAAACAAUAUUCAUCUGUAAUAAAGUUUCUGUAAGAAUAAUUGACGUUUUAAUUUUUGAAAACUGCAGGUUCUUUCGUCAUGUAAUCAAUGUAUUCCAAAU